AUGGCGUCUGAGAGUGCUGCUCGGUCAAGUUCGGCUGCCGAUUCCUACAUUGGCAGCUUGAUAAGCUUGACCUCUAAGAGUGAAAUCAGAUACGAAGGCAUUCUUUACAACAUCAACACUGAAGAGUCCAGUAUUGGUCUAAGAAAUGGAUUGUCACGAGCCAUAGAUCUGUGGUGCGUGUCACGCGCAACAGAGCGGUGGUGCGUGUCAAGUGCCAUAGAGUUGUUGUGGUGGGUGAGGCAGCGUAUAGCUGCUUGGGUCUUAGGAUUACAGCAAACAAAGGUGCGAUCUUUUGGAACAGAAGGAAGAAAAAAGGAUGGCCCACAAAUUCCUGCUGGUGACAAGGUUUAUGAGUAUAUACUUUUCCGUGGAACUGACAUCAAGGAUUUACAGGUUAAAUCUUCUCCACCUGUCCAGUCUACCCCACAAGUCAAUAAUGACCCAGCUAUUAUUCAGUCUCACUAUCCUCGCCCAGUCACCUCAUCUGCAAGUGUGCCUUCUCCUGUAAGUGGGUCUUUGCCCGAUCUUAGCUCCCAUACCCCUCAGCUUGGACUUCCUGGGUCAAAUUUUCAAGGGCCAUUACCUUUGUAUCAACCUGGAGGGAACAUAGGAUCAUGGGGAGCUUCUCCACCUGCUCCAAAUGCAAAUGGUGGUAGAGUUGCUAUGCCAAUGUAUUGGCAAGGAUAUUAUGGUGCCCCAAAUGGGCUUACUCAUUUACACCAACAAUCUCUGCUUCAACCCCCACCUGGUUUAUCAAUGCCUUCAUCUAUGCAGCAGCCAAUGCAGUAUCCCAAUUUCAGUCCUUUACCUACUGUAUCUUCUAAUUUGCCAGAAUUACCGUCAUCUUUGCUGCCUGUGAGUAGUAGUAUCCCUAGUGUAACAUCUGCUUCAUUGCCUCCAGCACCAUCUGCUUUGCCUCCUGCGCCUUCUGCCUUGCCUCCUGCACCUUCUGCUUUACCUCAUGCAUCUUCUGCCUUAACUACUGGACCCUCUGCAACUCUGGCUUCUGAAAUUUUACCAGUAUCAGUAACAAACAAGGCACCCAAUGUUUCAACUUCAGCAGUCAGUUCAGCUUCUAACUUACCAUCACUGACUUCACUGACCAAUUCUGGUCCUGAUAUAAAUGCUUUAGUGCCACCAAUCUCCAGUAAACCAAAUGCAAUUUCAGGUUCAAGUUUACCCUAUCAAACUAUACCCCAGCUGUCUCCUGCAGUUGUUGGAUCAUCAACUUUUAUCCAUGCAGAAACAUCAACUCCUUCUUUGAUAACCCCGGGUCAAUUGUUGCAACCUGGACCAACUAUAGUUUCUUCAGCUCAGCCUUCACAAGCAUCUCACAAGGACGUUGAAGUUGUUCAGGUAUCAUCACCAUCAUCUCCUGAGCCAACCCUGCCAGUUUCUGCUGUAAUUCAACCACCAAUUCUGCCAUUGCCAGUAACCUCGCGGCCUAGUCACAGGCCCGGUGGUGUUCCUACCCAAACUCAUCAUGCCUAUAGUUACAGAGGACGCGGAAGAGGAAGAGGAAUUGGGGGUUUGCGCCCAGUCACAAAAUUCACUGAAGAUUUUGAUUUCAUGGCAAUGAAUGAGAAGUUCAAAAAGGAUGAAGUAUGGGGUCAUCUUGGUAAAAGCAAGUCUCAUUCAAAAGACAAAGAUGGGGAAGAAAUUGCGUAUGAUGAUGACUACGAAGAUAAUGAAGACAAUAAUGAUUUAUCAAACUUUGAUGUUAAGCCUAUUUAUAACAAGGAUGACUUCUUUGACUCGCUCUCCUCCAACGUGCAUGAUAAUGCUUCACGGAAUGGAAAGACUAGAUACUCUGAACAAGUCAAGAUUGAUACUGAGACGUUUGGCGAUUUUGAGAGGUACCGUGGUGGUCGAGGUGGCCGUGGCACUGGCCGCGGUGGACGAACUCGAGGUGGUUAUUAUGGAAGAGGAGGAGGAGGCUCGUAUGGCUAUUCUGGAAGAGGAAGAGGUCGUGGUGGCAUGCAUAGUCACGCCUUUUAG
Messenger RNA from Sphenostylis stenocarpa, 1998 nucleotides. Lineage: Eukaryota; Viridiplantae; Streptophyta; Magnoliopsida; Fabales; Fabaceae. The record is from the annotation of a GenBank genome assembly.